This is a messenger RNA of Cottoperca gobio, 1311 nucleotides long. RefSeq names its product hemogen (gene hemgn). Bases 111 to 977 code for a protein of 288 amino acids. The record is from RefSeq and is a predicted model, not a curated record. The transcript has 4 exons. Lineage: Eukaryota; Metazoa; Chordata; Actinopteri; Perciformes; Bovichtidae.
GGUUAACCAGAUAAUUUAUUUAGGGGUGGGAGUAGACAACAGUCAGAAGUUACUCUUCUUUUCUGUGCUUGCCUGCAAAUGAGUUGAAUUCAUUCAUAGCAGGACUCAGAAUGGAGGAGACGUUGCAACAAGAGAAACAAGAGUUGGAAUAUAAACAUUUGAAUGAGGAACAAGGUGGGAUCCGUCGCCGAUUGCGGGACAGGGAUCUUCUGAGGAAGAGAAAAGCUGAAGCAGAAGCGAAGGAGACUAACGAGUGGGUUUUGGGGAUGGAGAGCCAGAGGAAAAGACCCAGGGCUGAGAGUGGCACAAAGAGGAGAGGGAGGCCCAAGAAGAGCGAGCCGGAGAAAUCUGUCACUCAGGAGGAGGAGGAGGCAGGACCUCGGGAUGCUCCUGCAGUAGCGGAGGUGCCUGUACCUGCUGAGGCUAUCCCAGAUCAAACACCAUCUGUACUUGAUGUGGAAUCAAAACCUUCAUCUGCCCUUGCUUCCCCUGCUGCUCUGCCAGUGUUUGGAUCUAUCCAAAAGCCCAUCUUUGUUCCUACUCUGACUCCUCCGGCUCCAGUUAUCCCGACUCCAGCCCUUUUUUCACCCACAGCUCCAUCCCCCAACAAAGUCCUCGAUACGGCUCCAAUCCCUGUCCAAGAUUCGGCUCCAGCUCUAGAAGAUGUUCCAUUCCCAGUCCCAGUCCUAAUCCAAGCCCCUUUUUCAGUUUCAGCUGCUGCCCCUCCCGCAGCCCCUCCCCAGGUGGAGACCCUCUUCACAGAGUCACAAGGCAAGGAGGGCCAUGAGCAGGUCUGGAUUGAGGACUUGGGCCCAGAGGAGGAGGCAGACAGCUCUCCAUCUCCAAACAAAAGAGCUGAUGACGAUUUGAUUGAGACACCGUCGAUUGACGUACCUGAACAAAACGAAAUGUUCUCAAUUCCAACCUUGUCCUCGACACCUCCUCCACAAAAAUAUUUCUCAGGGAAUUCAUUCUAAUUCUUUCACUUUUCAGACGCUGCCUCGGCUCAGAACGUAUCUGAGGAUUAUUUUGGUUAGUGUGCAGCCUGUUGGUGAAAGAGUACAAACAUAUUGAGCAUUGCUUAUUUGACAAAUGUAUGAAUUUAAACCAAACCUGUAUGCUUAUUUAUUCUGGUUUUUACUUUAUGAAGCUCACAAAUUGUAUUUUGUAUUUUGCAUUUAAACAGCUAUUUUUGCCUGAUUGUAUUUCAAAGCAUUGGUAUAAAUCACUGGUUAUGAUGUAUUUUGGAUUUACAUGAUAGCAUUUUGUAAAAGUUGUUUUCCACCUAAUAAAUUACACUGCUUACAAUCA